Manduca sexta (tobacco hornworm) is the source of this 1638-nucleotide messenger RNA. RefSeq lists its product as uncharacterized. NCBI's taxonomy places the organism in Eukaryota, Metazoa, Arthropoda, Insecta, Lepidoptera, Sphingidae. The coding region runs from base 1 to 1638 and encodes 545 amino acids. The record is from RefSeq and is a predicted model, not a curated record. The transcript is spliced from 2 exons.
AUGGAGGCCCUAGUCAAGAAGGGCUACGCGGAAAUAGCGCCACGCGCGUCCCACACCACAAGGACGUGGUACUUGCCGCAUUUCGCAGUCGUAAACGCUCUAAAGCCCGACAAAUUGCGAGUUGUACACGACGCAGCAGCCAAAACAAAAGGUACGACUUUGAAUGAGAAUCUAUUAACAGGGCCGGAUUUGUUACAGCCUCUUCCCGCAGUGUUAUUAAGAUUCCGGGAACAUCCCGUCGCUGUAACAGCGGACAUCACGGAGAUGUUCAUGCAGGUGGGACUACGCGAGGAAGAUCGCGACGCACUGCGCUACCUCUGGCGGGGAAACCGCCGAGAUAGCCGGCCGCCAGAGGUGUACCGAAUGAAGGUAUUAAUCUUUGGCGCAUCGUGCUCUCCUGCGACGGCGAUAUACGUCAUGAAUCGCAACGCGGAGAGACACCGACACACGCAUCCUGAGGCUGUCGAGGCGAUCAAGAAGAAACACUACAUGGACGACUACCUCGACAGCUAUGAAGAUGAACACAGGGCGAUAACAAUCGCUACUCAGGUGCGUAACAUACACAGAGAAGCUCACUUUGAAUUAAGGAAGUGGACGAGUAACUCGCCCGCGGUGUUGAAGGCGCUCGGCGAAUCGCCCAAUGCAACCGAAGCGGUGGAAAUAGAAAGGACUGAACGAGUCCUAGGCCUUAUUUGGAGGCCGCAAGAAGACAGGUUGGCGUUCAACCUAGACUUGGCCCGGUUGGUGUCGCCGAUAACUGUGCGGGCUAAACAGCUAUUACAGGAGGUGUGGCGACGCGGCACCGAUUGGGACGACCCGAUCGACGACGAACUGUCCGCCGCCUGGGUGAACUGGCUCACCCAUUUGAAGCAACUCAGCGGCGUAACAGUGCCGCGCUGCUAUCCCGGCUACUCCCGAGCGAGAAAACUCCAACUCCACGUGUUCACCGACGCCAGCGAGUCAGCCUACGCGACCGCGCUCUACUGGCGCGCCGAGGACGACGACGGACGAGUCACAGUCACGUUACUGGCGGCCAAGGCAAAGGUAGCUCCACUCAAAUUAACCUCCAUACCACGGCUUGAACUACAGGCAGCUGUACUCGGCGCACGGAUGGCUGCGAGUGUGACACAGGAGCACUCCAGGCAGCCAGAAUCCACGACCUACUGGACCGACAGCAAGACAACACUGUGCUGGAUCAGGACGGGAGCCAGGUCGUACAAGCCCUACGUAGCGCAUCGAAUCGCCGCGAUAGAAGAACACACACAGGCGAAUCAAUGGAGAUGGGUGCCUACACGCUACAACGUUGCCGACGACGCUACGCGCGACGUUCCCGACAACUUCACGCGGGAACACAGGUGGUUCAACGGACCAGAGUUCCUCCGCGACCCGCCCGAACUAUGGCCUGCGGAGGAAACACAGCUGAGCACCGACACGGGUGAGGAAAGAGUGAACACUAUUACAGAGCGUCGGGAGAAACAGUACAAGGAAGUCCUGCCCGACGUGAAUCGAUUCUCAAAUUGGAAUCGCUACGUUAGAGCUGCCGCCCGCGUACUACAAGCAGUACAACACUUCAAACAACGCGUCAACACGGUCCAUUACAAGAGGACCAAGGCGGCCGCAAGCGAGAAUCCGGAUUGA